Messenger RNA from Ruditapes philippinarum (Manila clam), 5253 nucleotides. Its product is annotated as fizzy-related protein homolog. NCBI's taxonomy places the organism in Eukaryota, Metazoa, Mollusca, Bivalvia, Venerida, Veneridae. Gene Ontology annotation, molecular function: protein binding; anaphase-promoting complex binding; ubiquitin ligase activator activity. The record is from RefSeq and is a predicted model, not a curated record. The transcript is spliced from 13 exons. Gene Ontology annotation, cellular component: anaphase-promoting complex. The coding region runs from base 233 to 1684 and encodes 483 amino acids. Gene Ontology annotation, biological process: anaphase-promoting complex-dependent catabolic process; positive regulation of anaphase-promoting complex-dependent catabolic process; positive regulation of ubiquitin protein ligase activity.
AGCACAUUAGCGCAUAAGCAUUUUUAUUUUUAACAAAAAGCGAAAAUAAAAAACUUUGUUUAUGUUUUUCCCGUCAUGCUUCAGUAGACGCCAUUUUGAACAGAAAGUCCGAUAACCGUCACAAAAUCUGUUGUUAUUUUUGGAUUAUUUUUAAGUUGAAAAGAUGAGAAAAAAUAUUCAGAGAUGAGAUGUGACAGUAUCCCAUAAAGAUUGAACAAUUGUUCAUGAAAAGAUGGACCCAGAAUAUGAAAAACGUCUCCUCCGUCAACAAAAUGGAUCUCCAUAUUCUUCUCCGUUGUCAUUGAGUCCGGGCAGUCCACUUUCCUCACCCAGUAAAGACAAGUACGGGGAUAGAUUUAUACCAGCCAGAGCUGGAGCUGCAUGGCACAUCAACUUUAAUUUGAACUCAGAAAGUCCUCGUCAGUCACCUGUUGCCAAUAGAAAAGCUCGGGAAAUAGCAGCAGAUCAAGGAAAAGAUGGUUUGGCUUACAAUUGUUUGUUGAAAAAUGAGCUUCUCUCUGCAGGCAUUGAGGAUUUAAAGGAUCAGCAUCCAGAUGAAAGAAGGAUUCUUGUUCCUAAAGAAAGCAGGAAUUUAUUUAGAUACCAUGUACCACGAAGAAGUUCAGAUGCUGAAUCUUCACCAUAUUCAUUAUCACCUGUAGGAAGUAAAAGCCAAAAAUUGUUACGCUCACCAAGAAAGGCUGUAAGAAAAAUCUCUAAGAUACCGUUUAAAGUGUUAGAUGCCCCGGAGCUGCAGGAUGAUUUCUAUCUAAACUUGGUGGACUGGUCAUCACAAAAUGUUUUAAGUGUUGGCCUUGGAACGUGUGUGUAUUUGUGGAGUGCAUGUACUAGUCAGGUAACGAGACUAUGUGAUUUAUCUGGAGAUGGGGAUACAGUCACAUCAGUGUCUUGGGCAGAGCGGGGAAACCUUGUAGCAGUGGGUACCCACAAGGGAUAUGUACAGAUCUGGGAUGUUGCUGCUACCAAAAAAAUCAACACAUUAGAGGGACAUAGUGCAAGAGUCGGGGCAUUAGCGUGGAAUUCGGAUAUGCUGUCAUCUGGAAGUAGAGAUCGACUAAUUCUGCAAAGAGAUAUCCGUACACCAUCGGUGGCACCGGAGAGAAGAUUGACGGGACAUAGACAGGAAGUGUGUGGACUAAAGUGGUCACCUGACCAUCAACACCUAGCUUCAGGUGGUAAUGAUAAUAAACUGUUUGUGUGGAACAUGACAAGUUUGUCACCUGUUCAGACAUACACGGAUCAUCUAGCGGCCGUGAAGGCUAUAGCAUGGUCCCCCCACCAGCAUGGACUGUUAGCUAGUGGUGGGGGAACUGCUGAUAGGUGUAUACGAUUCUGGAAUACAUUAACAGGACAACCUUUACAGAGUGUGGAUACUGGGUCACAAGUGUGUAAUUUAGCGUGGUCAAAGCACUCAAACGAAUUGGUCAGUACUCAUGGGUAUUCACAAAACCAGAUUUUAGUGUGGAAAUAUCCGUCAUUAGUUCAGAUAGCUAAACUCACAGGUCAUUCAUACAGAGUAUUAUAUCUUGCAAUGUCACCUGAUGGUGAGGCCAUAGUUACUGGUGCUGGGGAUGAGACUCUUAGAUUUUGGAAUGUUUUUAGUAAAACCAGAUCUACAAAGGAAUCCAAGUCAGUGUUAAAUCUCUUCACACGGAUACGAUAAUAGUAAAACAAGUCAUUUAUUGUGUCAAUGAAGAUCUGCCAGAAUUAAGCAAAAAACUGAACACUUGAACCGGUCACCACUACAUUGUUCAUUUAUCUUUUUUAUAUCUUAUUUGUGCAAAUGAUAUUAGGUUUUGGAAGUGAUUGAGACAGUCUUCUUGUUGUUUUCACUAUCAUAUAUUUUGGUCAUUUAGUGUGAUUUGAUAGAUGUUUAAUGAGCUAUAUGUUGUAUUUUUGGUUUUAUUUAAAGGUAUUUGAUCAUAUAUUAUAAGUGCAUGUGUGUUGGGUGUUUUAUAUAGUCGUAAUUUAAGUAUUUAAUGGUAGUUGUCCUUUAAUGUGUAAACGUGUAUCAGUAACUUAUGAAAGUUGAAAAAGGUGUGCUGUUUUUACUUUAAAGUUCCAUUCUUUAAUAUUUUAAUAUGAUCUUAUGCAUGUCUAUUUUUACCCACUUUGGCUAAAAAUUUAAAAAAAAAGAUUAUAUUUGAAUUUUAAAACAUUUUGACCCAGUAUUAAUACCAUUACAAUUUUAAGACACCGACAUUUUUUCUCCUUUUUACAAGUAUUUAACAAAUUAUGUUAUAAAAGUUGAGUGUAAAUGAUUUUUGUUGCACACAUUCAAUAUUGUUAGUUAACUGCUGCAGGUUUUGAUAAUAUGUUUACAUAGGUACUGUGUGAUACGGAUACUUUGUUAGUAUUUAACACUAAUACUAAGGUAUUGUGUGACUCUGAUAUAUGGUACUGUGUGACACUAAUACUUAAACACAUUGUGACUAUUUCUUGGGAUCAUUGUGACAGUUAAACAUGUUGUUGAAGAAUGGAUGCGGUAUUUCUAUAAAAGUAAUGCGGUAUUUCUAUUAAAGGAACUUAGCAGCCAAAAAAAAUCAAAAAGAUUCAUGCAGAAUUUAUAAGGAAGAGAUUUGUUUAUUGAUUGUCUGUUAAUGUAGUGUGGAUGGUAUAGCAUUUGAAAGAAAUCUUUGUGUGAAAGUCUAUGCCAUACCUUCAUUCUAUAUGAGUCAUUUUGAUACAGACAAAUCUAUAAACUGUCAUGAUUUAAACAAUGAUUUUGUUGUGCAAAACUGGUAAUUUAAGGGUUGGGUUUUUUUUAUGUCUUUUUUAUAUUCAUGCAGUUUUAUCUAACAAGUUUUAGAUGACAAGUUUUCUUUCCCCAUUUAUUCAACACCAUUUUCUCUUUGAUAAUUUGUUAACUUUUAGCAUAUAAUUUUGAUCUCCUUUUUACGUGGGUUUGGGACCCAACUUUUGAAAUAUUUUGUUUGUCAUGUCUUUAUAUAAGAUGCGAGUUGUCAUUGAUUUUACAUUAGAAAAUGAUGAUACAGUGAUUUUUUUACAUCCAUUUAGAGUCUUUGGACAAUAAAUUUUGACUAAUUUUUUACUACCAUUUACAAUCUUUGGACAUUGAAGUUUUAUUUUUUUUGAAAACUUAGUUUAAAUAAUUGUGACCAGUUGGCUUAAACCGUGAGAUGUUUACGACUAUAUUAUAUCUAAGGGUACAUUGAAGAAGUUGAAAUGUUGGCGGUAUGAGAUUUGGGGGGGGGGGAAUUUACACCUUGAAUUUAUAGUAUGUUGUGUGUAUUCAAUGACAGUGAGCAUUUAAGGUGAUAUAGCUUGUCACUUAAGUACAGCCACCAGUUUACAUCGUGUUUCUAAUAGGGAAAAAUACUGUUUUAAAUGCUGCCUUUUAAAUUUCAUUUAGAUCCCAUACUUUUAGCCACUCAUGGAAUGAUGUGUCCAACUUUUUACUUUAUACAUUUAGUAUUAUAAUUAGAGAAAUUUUAUGAAUUUGUUAAAUCCUCAGAAAGUUUCUAACUGGAUGUUUUUAUUCGCUUGUAAAGUAAUAACAUUUGAUUUGAUGCUUUGUUUAAGUGACAAGUUAUAUUACACAAUUUGUGCAAUAUUCAUAGACUUGUUUAUUUCACGUACAGUCAACCCUGUUUUAUAUAUAUAUAUUUAUUGUGCUUUGCCUUUGAUUUGUGAAGCAUUUGCUCCCGGUCAAUAGUUUAAGCUAUCUAUUGCUUUAAUUUAACGAAGUCUUCCUCGUAAGUUGAUGAGGGUCUAGUAAAACAUUUUCCGUCUUUGUCGAUACAGACUUUAAACAAAUGUUUUGAAUUUCUCUUUUUUAUUCAUUGUUUGGAACAUAAAGUAAAAUAUAACAGUUAUUAGUUACAGUCAAGUAAAAAUGGUUCUAAUUGAUUAGGUAAUUCACAAGAAAGGUCAAAUGAGGUGAAUUGAUUUCAAAGAAGUUUUCGGGGGUAUGAUGACCGAUAUUUGGAAUGGUAUUUUGAUGCAUAAAUAUUUCAAACUUUUUAUGAUAUAUAUCACAAGGAUAUAUCACAAAUGAGUUUCCAAUACUCCUCGAAAUAGUUUUAGUGGCAUGUAUUGUUGCCAGUUUCUCCUUCUUUCUAUCUGUCAGUCACUUAUACUUACCGUUUCUCAUAAAAGUUUCCUAUACUGACAAAUACCUGAUUGAUGUGUUGGUAACCUCUAUAAAGCUGGACCCUUGGUUGGAUUUUGAGAUUGAUCUAAACAAUGUCAUGGUCAUUGAGGCUAAAAAUAGAUUUUCUUAUAUUUCGUCAUGGUAACACCAUGUUUUUACCUCAUGAAAGCGACAUUUGGGAGCAAACAUCAGUAAUACUGAAAUCUUUCAAAUUUUUUUUUUUUUGCUAAUAUUUAUAUUUUAAUGGAUUUAUAAUUGAUUUAACGUAAGUGACUUGUAGGAAACAGGUUCGACUGUAGUGUGUAGAUAUAAAUAUAGCUGAGUAGAAAGUAUAAUUGUUAUUAUGUUUUACUGUAAAAUUAUAGUUUAUUUAUAAUUAUUUGUUUGAUUUAUUUCUGUAAAAGAUCAUUUUGUUUUUAUAUCUUAGAUUUUUUUUUUUAAGAUUCAUGUUGUUAAAUGAAUGAAGCCUGCUGGCACACCAUUUUACCACCUGUUUCAAAUCCUGAUAUGGAAGUUGUUGUUUUAACUCACAGCAGAUGAAUGGUUUUACUGACGACCUGAGUGCCUGAAAUAAUUUAAGAAAGGGUGCUUUGCAUCUUCUUUAAGCAGAUCAGCUAGGUGAAAAUCUACUAAUCUAGCAUCAAUCUGUGUAUUUCAGUAUACACUCAAUGAUUGAGAGUCAAAUCAAACUUCAGAAUUAUUUUUACUUUAAAAGUUUUCCGGACCAGACAUAUUUUAAAAAAAUGUCAAGGAAUUUUUGGUAAAAAAAACGCCAUUUUUGCAAAAUACAUGUGAAAUGUUUUUUAUAUGAUGCUGAUCUGCUAUGGUUACAUGACAAAAGCCGGACAUCUGAUAUUGUUUUAAGAUUUAACAGCGAACAUAUUUUAACAUUUCAAAUUUCGUUUAAAAAAGAUUUUACAUUUGUUUAAUUUUACAUGAUUUUCAGCAAUUCUUUCCUUUAAAAAUGCUUGAGUUUUUACCAAAGUUAAACAUCUGUUACCAUUUUUGUUACGGCCUUCAUACUGCCAUGGAUUUUAUUUGGUUCUCAUUGGAUUUGGUUGAUAUAGAAAGAUUGUUUAUUGUAAUGUACAUUAUUGAAAUAAAGAAUAAAUAUGAAA